UUAGGACUGUCAGUGUUGAAGUCUUCAGGAAGGGCUACUGCGCGUGAGCAAAUUUAGUGACUGACAGUAACCUAGGCGGGGUAAAAGACUAAAAAGUGACCGUCACAGGAAGUUAUGACUGUUUUGGAAAAACCUUAGAGAGACUUUGCCAGCAAAAGAAUUCAGAAUUAAGAUCGGAGAAGGGAGUGGAGAGCGGAGUUCACUCAGAGCGGAAGUGAGAGGGUUGGUACAUUGACAGGCGGAGGGAGACCGGCGAAUGAGGACUCCACAAAGACGCGAAUUUAGCGGCAAUGCCGUUACCAUUUUGCUGCCUGGCAUUUGUGGAUUUCUGGUCUGGUGAUUUGGUGAAUUUUCAAUCUGAGUAUCCUUGCCAUCUGAAGAUCUUCUCCUUUUUAGGCCUUUGCCUUCUCUCCACCACAGUCAGUCAUGACUGAGUUCUGGCAUGCAAUUACAGGGAUCAGUGUCAUUCGAGGAUGUGUCUGUGGACUUCACCCAGGAAGAGUGGAAUCAACUGGAUCCUGUUCAGAGAAGCCUAUACAGAGAUGUGAUGCUAGAGAAUUAUAGCCAUCUUGUCUCACUGGGGUAUCCUAUUACCAAACCAGAAGUGAUUGCCUCUUUGGAACAAGGAACCCUUGAUAUCAUAAAGAGAGAGAUCCCGAGUUCAAGUUGCAAAGAAGUUGGGCAAGCUGAAGACUACCUGGCGUGGCAUCAGGAAAACCAAAAUAUACACUUGGACCAGGCUAUAUCCAUUAUUGAGAAAAAUGUGACUGAAGAAAGAAGUUAUGAAUAUGAUGAAUUUGUUAGCCCACUUCCUCAGAACACAUGGGUAGUUUCUUCAGGACCCACACCCUAUAUGAAUAACUCAUUUGGGAAAAGUAUUAAUUAUAGUUUAAGUUUACUCAAUCCUAGUAGUCUGAGUUUUACAACUCAGGAAUGUUAUGAAUGCAAUAGAUGUAGGAAAUUAUUAAUUCCUGGCAAACAUGAGAUAAAUGAUGGAAUGAAAUCCCAUGACCAUAAUAUGUAUGGUAAAGAUCAAAUUUAUAACUUUGUUCAGCAUGACUUGACUCAACUUGGAGCCAGAAACUAUGAGUGUCCUGAAUGUAGAAUAAUCCCCAGGCCGAGUUCAUUCCUUAUUGUUCAUCAGAUCAGUCACUUAGAAGAAAAGCCUUAUGAAUGGGCAGGAUGCAGAGAAGCAUUCAACAACACAACACACCUCAGACUACAUCAAAAAAUGCACACAGGAGACAAGCUCUUUGAGUGUAGUGAAUGUGGCAAAUCCUUCAGAGAGGAAUCAACACUGCAUAUACAUCAAAGAACACAUACAGGUGAAAAACCAUAUGUAUGCACUGAGUGUGGCAGUGCAUUCCAAGAAAAGACAAAUCUCAUUAUACAUCGGAGAACUCACAAAGGAGAAAAACCCUAUAAAUGUACAGAUUGUGAGAAAACCUUCAACCAAAAGGCACAUCUAAAUGUACAUCAGAGGACACACACAGGAGAAAAACCUUUUGAAUGUGCUGAUUGUGGCAAAUACUUCAGAGAGAAAUCAACACUGAAUAUACAUCAAAGAACCCAUACAGGAGAGAAACCAUAUGUAUGCAAUGAAUGUGGCAAAGCCUUCAGAGAAAAGACAAAACUCAUUAUACAUCAGAGAACUCACACAGGAGAAAAACCCUAUGAAUGUUCAGAAUGUGGGAGAGCCUUCAACCAAAAAGCACACCUCAGUGUGCAUCAGAGAACACACACAGGAGAGAAACCGUUUGAAUGCAAUGAAUGUGGCAAAGCUUUCAGAGAAAAAUCAACACUGCGUAGACAUCAAAGAAUUCAUACAGGAGAAAAACCUUAUGUGUGUUCAGAAUGUGGAAGAGCCUUUACCCUUAAGCUGAGCCUUAGUGCUCAUCAGAGAAUUCAUACAGGGGAAAAAACAGAUGGAUGUACUGUAUGUGGAAAAGUCUUCUCCAGAAAAUCAUACCUCAUGUUACAUCAGAAAGCUCAUACAAGAGAAAAAUUGGAAAAAUCAUAUGAAUGUAACGAAUGUGAUAAAGCAUUCUUCCAGAAAUCCUAUCUCAUUAUUCAUCAGAGAGUUCACAAAGGGGAAAAACCCUAUGAGUGUAAUAUAUGUGGGAAAUCUUUCUCCCAAAAAUCAUACCUCAUUAUUCAUCAAAGAACCCAUACAGGAGAGAAACCCUAUCAAUGUGAUAAGUGUAGCAAAGCAUUCAGAGAGAAAUCCAGACUCACUGUGCAUCAGAAAACUCACACAGGAGAGAAACUCUAUGACAGCUCUGAAUUGGAAAGAAACUUUGCAGAGGUCAAAGUUCAUCAUGGAUUAGAGAAUUUACAGAUAAGAGAAAACAAAGAAGUGAAAAUGGAAAAUCUGUCAUAGGAAAAUCAAAAAUAAAUAAAAACAAAAGUGUAAAUGGUGAUAGGAAGUUGUGCUGUAGCUAGGGUGCUUUUCUGGGGAUAUGUCAGUUGAACUUAAAAUUCAGCACCAGCCAUUUUUGGGCAAAGGUUAUUUUCAGUAAAAGGAACAGGAAUAUCCUCUUUCUUAAAGUGAAAACCUUGGCCUUUGUACUUUUGCCUUGUAUAUCUAUUGAAUGAUCAUUUCCCAUCAAAGACGUUGCUCAGUGAGGAAAUCAUUAGAAAUCUUGAAUGUAUGAAAGCUGUCAGUUGGAAGACAAACCUCAUCAUAAAUGUGGACAUAAGUAUCAAUGGAAAUUCAAUUAAUUAAUUUCAAUAAUCAGUAUUUCCUCAGAAGUGAAGGGAAGUAUAUAUGUUUCCAAAUUUAAUAUCAAUUUUAAGUUAAAAAUUUAAAUAUUGUCAUUAAAGGAACAACAAUUAAAGAAAAUAUUAUAAAAUUCCAUAUUAUAAUAGUCAGAACAAUGUAAAGAAGAUACAACUAGAGUAUCACAUUCUAGUUUUAAGCAGUAAUAACAGUUAAUAAUGCCAAUAUUUCUACCCUAGCCUGAUCUGGGAAGACUAUAAGCUUCCAAGCAGGACUAUAAACUGCCUAGUAGGCUUUAGAAGACCUAUUUAAUAUACAAAUUCAUCAGUUUAUUUCUGCUUUUUUUGAUAAAUGCCUACCACAUUCAGAAAUCUAUCAAUGCCCAGAAUGAUGUCACCCUUUAAGUACCCCCAUGGAGUUGUGAAAGUUGGUUAUCUAUACUAAUUGGGGCAAAUAAAGGGGAAUUGCAGUUGACCUUAAGGAAGGGAUUUUGAAACUCUCCUUGCUUUGAAAUGACAACUAGCAGUUUUUAAUGAUCAUCCCUGUAUAUUUUUGAUGAACAUUGAAAGCAAGGCUUUGCAUAGCUGAAUAGCCACCCCCCACCCCCCCACCGUGGACUACAAAGCACAUGACCAACUACUUCAUGAGAAUAGCUACUUCCAAUGGGACUGCCCAGGGAAAUGAAAGCAAGUGGCAAGUUCUUAACAGCUUUCAAUAUACAGCCUGAAACCCAGGUUCUGUAAAAUGAAAUUAUUACUUUGUGCUUCCAUUGAAUUUCUUGCCUAAAUUCCAAAUUUGUCAUUUGAAACUUUGGAUUUUGAUUAUGAAAA
Chionomys nivalis (European snow vole) is the source of this 3549-nucleotide messenger RNA. Its product is annotated as zinc finger protein 84-like. The transcript is spliced from 5 exons. Gene Ontology annotation, biological process: regulation of transcription by RNA polymerase II. Gene Ontology annotation, cellular component: nucleus. The record is from RefSeq and is a predicted model, not a curated record. Bases 443 to 2380 code for a protein of 645 amino acids. NCBI's taxonomy places the organism in Eukaryota, Metazoa, Chordata, Mammalia, Rodentia, Cricetidae. Gene Ontology annotation, molecular function: RNA polymerase II transcription regulatory region sequence-specific DNA binding; DNA-binding transcription factor activity, RNA polymerase II-specific.